Messenger RNA from Aspergillus saccharolyticus JOP 1030-1, 1600 nucleotides. RefSeq lists its product as uncharacterized. The transcript has 4 exons. The record is from RefSeq and is a predicted model, not a curated record. NCBI's taxonomy places the organism in Eukaryota, Fungi, Ascomycota, Eurotiomycetes, Eurotiales, Aspergillaceae. Bases 160 to 1179 code for a protein of 339 amino acids.
CACUCAAGCUCGAUGGCCAGUCUAAGCCCCGCUUUCGCACGCGACUUUGCGCGAGAGACGUGGACGCUCUAUGGUGUAGGGGUGCUGGGUGCCGUCCUGAGAUUCGUUGCACGAAUCCGUCGGUUAGGGGUCAGAAAUCUCCAGUCGGAUGAUUACCUGAUGAUGUUCGCUGUUGUCUGGUACACUCUCCUGUGUGUUGCUCUCAAUCAGGUCGCUUCAGGCGGGGGUUCGAACUUGAUGAGCGAGGAUGAUAUCAAGGCAUUAACCCCUAGCAUCAAAGCCGAUCGCAUUCGAGGGAGUAAAUGGGUCUUUGUGUCCGAGCACUGCUUCCUUCUCGCUAUCUGGGCAAUGAAGGCCUGCAUGCUGGUAAUAUAUGCUCGCAUCACCGAGGGACUUCGUCAGAGGAAAUGGGUUAACUACCUCGCCAUCUACGUGGCUCUUGGAUUCGUGGCCACCGAGCUGUCCUUGUUCCUGAUCUGUCGGCCAAUCCAGAAUUACUGGGCUGUGCCUACGCCGUAUGAGCAAUGCUCGACCUAUCAGUAUUACGAGAUUGUCCAAGGCGUCAUUUCCAUCUCGGCCGAUGUCUUGAUGCUUCUCAUUGGGAUCCCUCUCUUGGUUCAAGUACGCGUGCCUCUGAAGCAGAAGCUGAUCCUCAUGCUUUUGUUCGGCAUGGGCAUCUUCGUCAUUGUCGCUGCCCUCCUAAACAAACUCUACUGUUUGGUACCGUCGCUCAUUUCCUACGUCUACAUGAACUGGUAUUUCCGCGAAGCAACUGUUGCCAUCUUGGUGACGAAUCUGCCAUUGGUGUGGUCUCUUCUCCGCGAUGUGUUUCCUGCCCUCAAGAGCUGGACUGGAGGGUCACACCGGGGCACAGACCGCUAUCGAACGGGACCAUACGCGCCAAAAGGGUCUGCGUAUCAGCACUACGGGCCUCACAGUCAGUUGCGGUCUGGCGACUUCAGCCUGCGCACCUAUAACCAAAGCACUGUUGUGGCUCCCAGCAAGGCUGUGUCGGAUGUCAGCACCGAAGCGGUGGACGAUCGCGAGCCUAGUGACGAUGGAUCCGAACGAGCCCUCCGCAUCCGACAGGAUGUCACAGUCACCGUGGAGCGCGAGACACGACCGUCCGAGUAUUGGGAUUCGCGGGGCGCGGACGCAAACCAUCAUCCCGAGCCCUAAGCGGCUCGAUCAUUUACACUCAUUUCCGAUUUCUUACUACUACCUUGGCCUUCUUUCCCUACUCUACCUUACAUUCAUUCCACUAUUUCUAACCCCCUCCUUGACCUCUUUUCCUUCUGUGAUCAAUACUGGUUGAUAGACCUAUGGCAUGAUUUGGCGGUGACUCCUGAUUGGCAAACCAUUUUUGUAUAUAAACCAUCUGCUCGGCACCCCGCCGAGCCGAGUGAUUGUGACGCGCAUCGAUCUGGGCGACAAUGCCUACCACGGAUAGACAAAAUACGAAGGGACUCCAAUGGACAGAGAUAAGCGCAAGCUUCAAUAGUGAUCUGUACAGACCAUGGACGCAAAGAUCACGUGCCAGCUGCGGGCAGCCUACCCUUUUUUUUUAAUUACGGGACAUGACAGGAGGUUACUGUUCGUA